AUGUAUACAUCACGUUUAUGCCCCUUCAUCUGGGCAUAUCUUGUGAGUACAGUUUUGGGCUCAUGCCCUUCUUUCCAGGGUUCCUUCAAUGCAUCCGUUUUGGAUCUCUAUCCUGAGAGCGCAGAUUGGGAUCCAGUACACUGCAAAAUAUACUUUGGCCUCUACUACAAUUCUUCGGUUGCUGUUUAUGAUCCAUAUCGUGAUGAAUAUGAGUCAAUCGUCUUCCCUGGAAUCACUGGCAAUGACGAUUACACCAUUACUGGUAUUGACUACGACGGAAUGGGAUCAAUGUACUUUGCAGCAACUUCAUAUACAGCCUUUGAGGCAACGACCUCUGGAAAUCCGGCGCUGGCAAAUUUCACCGGCCCCAAUAGUAUUAUUCGAUAUGAUACUGGGACCCGUACAAUUCUGUGGAUAACAGAUCUGGUGCCGCUACAGAAGCAAGUGUUCCAGCAAACGGGAAAAUUGAUUACAGGAUUCCAAGAUAUGGCAGAAGAUGACCAAGGGAACACCUACGUGAUAGGAUCGUUUGGCUCUAUUAUUAUCAAAAUCACCAGCACUGGUACGCCAAAAAUCUGGUACCAACCAAGAAACAUCAACGACACACUUGUUUCAGGCGGCAUUGUUCGAUCAGGGGACAGGAUUGUCAUCAACGAUCGAGUUGCUCCAGGGUUAUUGACCUUUAAUAUCAACGAACCUAAGGGGCUUCCGGUCUUUGUGCACCCGGAGGGAUUCCCGACUAAUUAUACCGGUGGAGGGGACGGACUGCUUUUGCCAGCAAGAUACGGCGGUAAAGUUAUCCUCUGGUCUGACGACUUUUAUGGGACUCGUGUUGUUGGAAGUAGAAAUAACUGGAAGACGGCUGAGUACCUCGGCUUAGUCCUCAUGGAUGAUAAUCUCAGCAAACAAGGUGGAUACACAACUGGCAGCUUCGAGGUUGGUCAAACGAUCUAUUCUUUGACUGAAUUCUUUCAGCCCACGAGAUCUGUCAAGCCAAAGCAAGAGUUUUUGAUGGUGGAUAUGACGGAGCAGAUUGAUGAACUUGUGAAGGCCUGGAAGGGCGAGAUUUUGUAA
Messenger RNA from Trichoderma atroviride IMI 206040, 1074 nucleotides. RefSeq lists its product as uncharacterized. NCBI's taxonomy places the organism in Eukaryota, Fungi, Ascomycota, Sordariomycetes, Hypocreales, Hypocreaceae. The record is from RefSeq and is a predicted model, not a curated record.